GGGUUUUUAAAGCUUUCGUUCACUUCAGUCCUUCAAUUAUCAGCCGCUUUGGUUAGGUUUUCAUAACACCCACGAAAUUUGUUUAUCUUCAAAUUUACCCAUAAAUUCAUCUUUACAUGGAUUUUAAUCUGUAGGGUUUUCUUUGAUUUCUUGAAAAAAAUCGGUUCUUUGCAUCACCCUCUCUAUAUAUCUGUUUAGGAACUCCGAGAAGAGUGAAAAAGAAUGGCUACUUUGAACCCAUUCGACCUUUUGGAUGAUGAUGCUGAGGACCCAAGUUUGCUAGUUGCUGCUCAGCAGCUAAAGGCUCCUGUUGCAUCUGCACCAGCCAAGAAGGGUCCAGUUCAGCCUGCUAAGCCUGCUGCUAAGUUGCCCUCCAAGCCGGUUCCUCCUUCACAGGCUGUGAGGGAAGCCAGGAGUGAUGGCCAGAGAGGAGGAGGCCGCGGGGGUCCACGUGGAGGGGGCCGUGGUCGUGGACGUGGACGUGGGUUUAACCAAGACUUUGCUGCUGAUGAGAAUGCUUUUGGCAGCAAUAAUGGGUUCUCUGGGAGGUACAGUGCUCCAGAAAAUGGAGAAUCAGGAAAGGUCUCUGAAAGGAGAGGUGGAUACGGUGGAUCUCGUGGGGGCUUCUACGGAGGUCGUCGUGGUGGUUUCAAUAAUGGUGAUGCUGGUGAUGGAGAAAUUGAACGCCCAAGGAGAGUGUUUGAUCGACGAAGUGGCACUGGCCGUGGGGAGACUGAAGUACCUGUUGUUGAUGGUGAGAAGAUUGUUGAGGCUGAGAAACAAACUGGGCAGGAAGAUGCUGGAGAUAACAACAAGGAUUCUACUGCUGCUGAGCCAGAAGAGAAGGAACCUGAGGAGAAGGAGAUGACCCUCGAGGAGUAUGAGAAGGUAAUGGAGGAGAAGAGGAAGGCUUUGGUGGCUCUAAAGCAGGAGGAAAGAAAGGUUAAUUUGGACAAAGAACUUCAAUCCAUGCAACUUCUCUCAAACAAGAAGAAUGAUGAUGAGAUCUUCAUCAAAUUGGGUGCUGAAAAAGAUAAGAAAAAGGAGGCAGUGGAAAAAGCCAAAAAGACUCAAACCAUAAACGAGUUUCUGAAGCCUGCUGAGGGAGAAAAUUACUACCGUUCUGGUGGGCGUGGUAGGGGCCGUGGCCGUGGUAGAGGUUAUGGCGGUGGAUAUGUUGGAAACAACAGCGUUUCAGCCCCAUCCAUCGAAGAUGUUGGCCAAUUCCCCUCCUUGGCUGCCAAGUAAGGGAUCAAAUCCUGUAUGGAUUAGUCAAAAAGAGGAGCAACUCUUGUCAUCCGAGCCGUCUUCCUUUUUCCCAUCAUUUAUGUUACUUGGCUUUUGGUGAUAACAGCGUAUUUGCCGGAACCUUUGGGCACUCCUUUGUUAGGUUUUGCUUUGAGAACUUCUAUAAUUGUUCUUUAGAGUGUAAAAUUUAGAUGUUUACUUAUCAAAUCAGUUUUGGUUGGAGUUUAUUUGAAAACAAUCAUGUUUCUUUUUCAAUUGUGAGUCUUGACUAAUUGUCGACUGGAAACAGUCUCCCUACCUUUACAAGGUAUUGGUAAGAUUUACAACCUUUACAAACCCUA
This is a messenger RNA of Solanum pennellii, 1589 nucleotides long. Its product is annotated as RGG repeats nuclear RNA binding protein A-like. The transcript has 6 exons. Gene Ontology annotation, molecular function: RNA binding. Bases 223 to 1248 code for a protein of 341 amino acids. The record is from RefSeq and is a predicted model, not a curated record. Gene Ontology annotation, cellular component: cytoplasm; nucleus. NCBI's taxonomy places the organism in Eukaryota, Viridiplantae, Streptophyta, Magnoliopsida, Solanales, Solanaceae.